GUAUUCAAUCAUUUACGCAACAACGUAAACAUCCAAUGUCACCGUACGUCGUCGGUGACGUUUUUUGUGACGCAGAUUCGUCGCCUCAUCUUUCUUGCACAGACCGGGGUGUAGUUGGUUAAGACGAGGAGCACCAGGAGGCUUCAGAGAGGUUCAUCAUGGCGAAUCAGAUGGAGAUCAUAACCAAGGUUCUGGAGCAGUCGGCCAAGCUGGUGGAGGAGCAGGUCGAUGCACAGUUGAGCAAACUGAAUGAAAUGGAGGAAGAUGAGUUGGAAAGACUGAAAGAAAGGCGAUUGGAGGCGCUUAAAAAAGCCCAGAAACAGAAACAGGAAUGGUUGUCUAAAGGCCAUGGAGAAUACAGAGAAAUCCCCAGUGAGAAAGACUUUUUUGAGGAGGUCAAGCAAAGCAAGAAUGUGAUCUGCCAUUUUUAUAGAGAUUCCACCUUCAGAUGUAAGAUUCUUGACAAGCACUUGGCCAUCCUGGCAAAGAAGCACGUGGAGACCAAAUUUAUCAAACUGAAUGUGGAGAAAGCCCCGUUUCUCACAGAGAGGCUGCGGAUCAAGGUUAUUCCCACCCUGGCUCUACUGAUAGAUGGUAAAACCAAGGACUAUGUUGUGGGAUUCACUGACUUGGGAAACACAGAUGAGUUUUCUACAGAGAUGCUUGAAUGGAGGCUUGGCUGCGCAGAUGUAAUUAACUACAGUGGAAAUCUCAUGGAGCCUCCUACGAUGACACAGAGGUCCGGCUCAAAGUUCACAAAAGUGGAGAAGAAAACCAUCAGAGGGAGAGGCUAUGACUCAGAUUCUGGUUCUGAAGACGACUGAAAAGCACUGCCAAACUCCUGAUUUCUUUCUCUCUCAGGGCUACCUCAUCGGCAAACAGACAGCCCUUAACUUCAUCUCUCUUUCAUUUCAGUCACCUACAGAUUUCUUCACUGUCUUCCAUAUUUCUUUGUCCAUAUCAUAAACGUUAUUAUCUUUUGUAGAUAAAAUAUGUAUUUUGUGUGUGAACUUCAUAAAUGCAUUGAUACCUUUGUUUUUGUAGUUGAAUAUAUCAAUACAUAGAAGCCUUCUACGGCUGGGCUGCACCAACAAGGAUUGAUUUAGUCUAAGAUCAGUUCUGAUCAGAUUUAAGCAAAACAAUGUUUAAAAUGAAGCAGGGCUCUGUUGCACAAUUAACAAAUAAUUCUGGUUUAGCAAAACCAAGUUUCGUAGUUUAAACCUAAAUGAUCUAAGUUAAAUGCCGCCUCAGUCUGCGUUCGGGCACAUUUAACAAGAAAUUCAGGUCUGUAUUCACAAAACAUCUUAUCUUACCACUAAGAGUACUCUUAAAUGUCACUAACUUAUACUUUUAAGAAUUUCCUCUUAAAAGCGAUUCACAAAGCUGCUGAGACCAACCUUUACCAAGGAACUUCAAGCACAUAUUUAAUUAAUUGUCAGCAGCCUCUUACACAUCUGUAUCCAGCUCUAUCACAAUCAUAAUUCUCCGGCGAUUGAGGAAAUAUCUUUUUAAAAGCUCAGUAUCAUUUAAUGCUUUAAAAAUACUGAUGUGAUUAUGAUGGAGAUUACCGGCGGCAGCCAUGCUGGGAUCCUUUCUGAGUUGGUCUUAGUGACUUAGGAGUCCUCUCGACGACUCUUACCUUGUCACAGAGUUAGGAGCUACUUGCAGUGCCAAGAUGCUUUGUGAAAUUGUCUUUGCAGAAAAAUUUAGAACUCUUAAAAUUAGGACUGAAACACCCAUUAUUUUUUAAGAGUUUCUCUUAAAUCGGCAAGUUAGGAGCUACUUUUAUCCUUAAAAUCUUUUGUGAAUACAGGCCCAGAUCAUCACUGAUCUGACUGUUAGAGGCUGUUUGCACCUGGUAUUAACAAUCUGAAUACAAGUGCAAGUGUGUACGGACGGUUUUGCCAACUUUCUAGUAUUUUUCUCCCCUAAUUUUACUGCGAUGUUCUACAUAUUUUCUUUCUUUUUUUUUUUUUUAAAUGUGUAUUUAUUAUAUAAAAUAUUUUUAUAUAAUACAAUCACUUAAAUCUGAUCCUUCACAUCAAACCAGUUUCAAAGUUUGGUGGAUCAGAGUGUAAUGGUAAACCAUGAUUUAAUCUGGUUUAAAAAUUAAUCCUUGUUGGAGCAACCCAACUUAAACGUAAAAAAAAAAAAAAAAGAUGUUUCAUUGAGCCUCUGGACUUUUUCCU
This is a messenger RNA of Myripristis murdjan (pinecone soldierfish), 2189 nucleotides long. It is a transcript of the gene txndc9, whose product is annotated as thioredoxin domain containing 9. The record is from RefSeq and is a predicted model, not a curated record. The transcript is spliced from 5 exons. Bases 159 to 824 code for a protein of 221 amino acids. Lineage: Eukaryota; Metazoa; Chordata; Actinopteri; Holocentriformes; Holocentridae.